AUGUCGAGUAAUAUAACUUCGUCAUCAUCGUAUAUACGAAGUGACUCGAAGAAAGACCCAAGGUAUUCCAAGGAUAUCAUAAUACCAGCAAAGCCCAACGACUAUGAAGCGCUUUUCAAAAAAUUGGAUGUUGAAGAAACCGGUUAUAUUACGUUUCGAGAUUUUACCAAAGCCAUGAAAAGAUUGAACCACCCUAUUUGCGAGAGUCCCGAGAUGAUGAAAAACAUAUUUGAGUCAUUUGACGGAGGCGAGGGUAAGGUGAUUGACUUUUACGAUUUCAAAAAAUAUUUAAGCACUACCGAUGACCAAAUACUAAAAGGAUUCAAUAAGAUUGAUGAGGACAAUGACGGUAAGUUGAAAAAAGCAGAUUUUGUAAAGUACUUAAAGGAUCAUUUGAACUUGAAAGCUAGCGAUGUUAAUGUUGAUUUGUUAUUCAAGCAAAUUGAUUAUAAGAAUGACGGAUUUAUCACAUAUGAUGAAUUUCGAGAUUUUCUAAUAUUGAUGCCUCGCUUAAAUGGUUCGCGGAUAAAAACGGCAUAUACUUUUAUUAUGGAGGAAUUCGAUGUCAGUUCAGAUGGUGAUGUGACACCUGUAAGUCAUUUUCUCAAUGGGUUUGGAUUCUUUUUGGCUGGGGGAUUAGCAGGAGUUGUUUCAAGAACAUGCACUGCACCAUUUGAUAGAAUAAAAGUGUUUUUAAUUGCACGAACAGAUCUAACGUCCACUAUCCUUCAUUCGAAAAGGGAAAUUGCUCGGGAAAUUGCUUCAGGCGCACAGACACAUGUCAUUGAAGAGUUGCGAAAGAAACUAGCACAUGCAGAAAUGGAAAAGCACAUUCAACUGACUCAGGCAACAACCUUGAGAGAGAAAACCAUUAGAUCCCCAAUUGUGCAAGCUGCUAGAACUAUUUGGAAACAAGGUGGUGUUAAAGCGUUUUAUGUAGGGAAUGGAUUAAAUGUGUUAAAAGUGUUUCCCGAAUCAGCUAUCAAGUUUGGUUCAUUUGAAGCGGCAAAGAGAUUUUUUGCUCGAAUCGAAGGCGUUGAUGAUGCAGCCCACAUUUCAAAAAUAUCUACAUACCUUGCUGGUGGUGUUGGUGGUGUUGCUUCACAAUUUGUCGUUUAUCCAGUUGAUACCUUGAAGUUUAGAUUACAAUGUUCAAAUUUGGAUAGCUCUUUGAAAGGAAACGCCUUAUUAGUACAAACAGCAAAGGAUUUAUUCCAAGAAGGUGGCCUUCGAAUAUUUUACAGAGGCUGGAUGGCUGGUGUAAGUGGGAUCUUUCCCUAUGCAGCAUUGGAUCUAGGAACUUUUUCAACUAUAAAAUCCUACUUGAUUAAAAAGGAGGCAUUGAAAUCGGGAGUAUCAGUGGAUGAGGUGAAGUUGCCGAAUUAUGUGGUUUUAUUUUUGGGUGCGUUAUCCGGCUCAUUUGGUGCUACGGUAGUGUAUCCAAUUAAUUUGCUUCGAACAAGACUACAAGCUCAAGCAACUUAUGCUCAUCCAUACACUUACAAUGGUUUUUUCGAUGUCUUGCAAAAGACAAUAGCUAGAGAAGGUUACCCAGGUUUAUUUAAAGGUUUGGUUCCAAACUUGGCAAAAGUUGCGCCAGCAGUAUCGAUCUCAUACUUUGUCUAUGAAAAUUUAAAGAAUCUAUUUGGUUUACACAAUAGUGUAUCGAAAUAA
This is a messenger RNA of Lodderomyces oxycetoniae, 1674 nucleotides long. RefSeq names its product Ca(2+)-binding ATP:ADP antiporter. Bases 1 to 1674 code for a protein of 557 amino acids. Gene Ontology annotation, molecular function: ATP transmembrane transporter activity; calcium ion binding. The record is from RefSeq and is a predicted model, not a curated record. Gene Ontology annotation, biological process: ADP transport; transmembrane transport; ATP transport. NCBI's taxonomy places the organism in Eukaryota, Fungi, Ascomycota, Pichiomycetes, Serinales, Debaryomycetaceae. The transcript has a single exon.